Molecule: messenger RNA, 1005 nt
Organism: Penicillium daleae
Lineage: Eukaryota; Fungi; Ascomycota; Eurotiomycetes; Eurotiales; Aspergillaceae
Exons: 3
Coding region: 1-1005 (334 amino acids)
Biological process (GO): chromatin remodeling
Cellular component (GO): Ino80 complex; nucleus
Source: RefSeq, a predicted model, not a curated record
AUGGCAGAAGAAGUUACCGACUCCAAGCCCGUCUCGGAGGCUCUACCCGAUGCCCCGGAAGCUACCCCUGCAAAGCAGUCGGUGCACUCUUUCAAGAAAAAAUAUGCCAAGUUGAAAAUGAAGUUUACCAAGCAAGAGUUGGAGAGCGAGGCUCUGAUUCGCGAAGAGCUCCGCAUCGAAGAUCUCUCCAAGCGCAUCCAAGAACAGAACGAUCAAUUGCUUGAAAUCCUCCUCGAGUUCAAUGACAGUCUCCAUGUGUCCCCGUCUGUACGAUACGACUUGACUAUGCCCGAUGACGCCCCUUUCCUUCCACCUGCCGAACAAGAGAUUGCGCCCCUGAUUAGUGACGCGGCCCUCGCCAGAACCGCAUUGAAGGAAGCCAAAUCUGAAUUAGCAAACGGCAACCUCUCGACGAGCGCUUAUCGACAGGUGGAAGAGAGCGUCAAGCGGAACAAGGAGUUUGCUCCAGCAAUGCAGUACAGUAAAUUGAUCCAAAUUCCGCACACCGCCGCCAGUGCUCCAGACCAAGAGCAAGGAUCCAACGGUGUCAGACGCACACUCGGAUAUCUCACUCCCGAGCGUGAAACCGAGUACUACCUAGCACUGGACGCCAAGCUGGGGGACGAGACAGCUAUAGCGCAACUCGCGCGUAUCCCCGACCCACCCACAUUCGCCGAGCGAGAGCGAGAAGCUGUACUGCGAAAUCCCGCAUCGGUCUACAACUGGCUGCGACGCAAUCAACCACAGGCCCUGCAGGAUCACGAGGUCGCAUCGGAGAAGUCUACGUCACGCCCGUCCAACGCGCGCUCCUCGAAGCGGGCGCCUGCACAGCGCAAGGAAGAGGAGACUCUCGAUGAGGAUGGGAUGGAACAGGAGCCUACGCCGAAAAACAAGCGCAAGCGUGACGAGGAUGCUGGAUAUAGGCCCAAGGGAGGCAAUAGCCGUUCAAAGAAGAAGAAGGAUGAGCCUGCGGCUUCUGCCAAUCGCAGUGCAAAGAAGGCAUGA